UUAGAUACAUCAUGUUCAAACCUAAUGGUACCAAGACUUUAUUGCAGGUAAGUGAAAGCUAACUCGAAAAUCUUUGUGGAGUUCACUUAAAGAUAUAGCCUUUAGAUAAUUGAAAAUUAGAUGGAAAGAUUACACCUUUAUAUAACACUAAUCGAUGCGUAAUUUUUAUUUUUUUACAAAAAUCUAUCAACACUUUUAGCAAAAACUCAGAACAAAAAAAAGUUGGAUAUUCUAAGAGGGGAGUACAGACUACAGACUCACAAUACAAAACAGACAAUCAUAAAGGUUAGUAGUAAAAAAAAACUGAGUGUUAAAAGAUAGCCCACUUUUCCUCUUAUCUUUCUCUAUUUCAUAGAAUAAAGAAGAUAUUACAAGUAAAAUAAAAACUCAAUAAACAGAAAAGACACAAUCUUUUUCAUGCACUAUUAUUUGGGCUAGAGAGAGACAUAGAUCAAUCAAAGAGAGAGAAAGAAAGAGUUUGCUUUUGAGUCUCCCAAAGAAAUGAGAUUGCAGGCUAUGAAUAUACAGAAGCAGUAUCUCUUGUUGUUUUGUAGUCAGGAAAAAAAAUUUGGGGACCUUUUUUUUUUCUUUUACCUGUCAAUGUCAUUUUCUUCAUUUUUACACUUGGUCUAGUAUGUUAGCUUUGCUUUUUGGGAGAACUUCUACAGGUCUAUUUUCUUAGCUUCUUUUUUCUUUUGUUUUUUUUUAACUUUGUGAGUAAUUAAUAUUUUAUAUCUUUGUAUAAAAAAGAGCUUCUUUAGCUUUCUUUGUAUAGAGGUUAUAAAAGAGAGAAACACAACUUCUGUCUUUUGCUGUUAUCAGUUACUGUUCUGGAUAAAUAUUUAUGAACCCUAAGGUUUAAGUACAGUUUCUUCUCUGAUGAAAAUCUUUAGGGUUUUACACAUUAGAUCAUCUUUCAGCCAUUUUCAUCUUUUUUUUUUUUUGAAUCCAAAUUCUUAUUUAUUCUUCCUCUUUGAUUUGGGUAGUUGAAAAAGUAAAAAAAACCCAACUCAAAAAUCCCAGAAAGAAAAAAGGAAAAGAACUGAAAGUUCAUGUUUUUGACCCCACAAAACAAAAGUGGGCAAAGUUAGAUUCCCACUUCUGAGUAGCUUCUCUUCUUUCUUCCAAAUUUUGCUACUCAGAUUUGGUUCUUUCCUGAAGAAUCUUUGAUGAAGCUGACAUGUUGAUGUUUAUAGAAAUUCUCUGAUAUUAAAGCUUUUUGUUACUCUAACAAAGUAAUUGCUUAAAAGUAAAAAGAAAUUUCCCUUUUGAAUGAAUAUGGUUUCACAAGAAACACACACCAACCCUACUUCUUCAAGUAGUUUACACCAUUUUAUAAUCUCAAAUCCAAUUACUUCCCAAACCCAUUUUGAGAACCCACAUUUUGAUGCAUAUGGUUCUGAGAUUAAUAUAAGGGUUAGUUCAAAUAACCCCUUUUCAGAUCAUCAAUCUCUUGGUACUACCCAAUUCCCUACAAUUCAAUCUCUUGGAGAAAGAAUGUCAAGAUCAAUAAACCUUGUUCAUCAUGAUCCAUCAUCAGUAGUAGUACAUCCUGAUGAUCAUUCUGAUAUGGGUCAUACUAGGCAUCUUAUGGACCUUCUUGGGGCCUCAAAUGAGCCUACUCAUGGGUCGAACCGGCUCUCGCUUUCGCUCGGUUCUCAAGUCCUUCAUACUCCUCAAUAUAGGCAGAGAGCCUUAAGCUCAGAUCUCAUUCACCAAGCUUAUAAUAACUUGGUUAGUUCUUCUGGUGAUCAUGAAACAUGUAAUCCAGGAGACUAUUCUUACAUGGCAAAUUCCUCUUUUACUGCUUUUUCGAUCAGUAAUUCGGUAUACUUAAAGCCUGCUCAAUCGAUUCUCGAAGAAGUGGUUGAUCUCGGGAGUAAAGAUAUCGAAUUAAACGAUGUAAAGAGGUUGUUUAUGAGUAGCAGAGGACUCUGUGCUGAACUAAGAGCAGAAUUGAUGAGUAAUAGCUUCUUAUCAGCUGAUAAACAUGACCUCCAAAUCAAAAUUUCCAAGCUGAUCACUUUACUAGAACAGGUGGAGGGGAAAUAUGACGAGUAUUGUCAAAAAAUGGAAGAAUUAAUGUCAUCAUUUGAAGUGAUAGCAGGAGAAAGUGCAGCAAAAUGUUACACUGCAUUAGCCUUGCAAGCAAUGUCUAGGCAUUUUUGUAGCCUAAGAGAUGCCAUAGUAACCCAAAUUAAGGUUGCUAGGAAAAAAUUAUCACCCGACUUACCUAAAAUUGGCAGCGGGUUAUCCCAUUUAAGUUUGUUUGAUCGCGAGUCCAGGAAUAGCAAUAGCAGAAUGUCCCUCCAACAGAUUGGACUGAUCCAAGGAGCUCAUCGACAAGCAUGGCGGCCCAUUCGAGGGCUCCCUGAGACCUCGGUGGCCAUCUUACGUGCUUGGCUCUUUGAGCAUUUCCUUCAUCCAUACCCAAAUGACUCUGAGAAGCUUACCUUGGCAUCACAAACUGGCCUUACAAAGAAUCAAGUUUCAAAUUGGUUUAUAAAUGCAAGAGUAAGAUUGUGGAAGCCAAUGAUUGAAGAAAUGUACAAAGAGGAAUUUGGGGACUCUUCAGUAGAUUCUUCAGGGGAAGGUCAUUCUGAAAGAGCAGAAGAUCAAUGAGAUGAUGAUUUUGUUUGUGCUUGAGCUUCAAAUAGUUUGUUGUAUGAAGAAGCAAAGCUUUUUGUAAAUGUACUAGUACAUUAGAUGCAUUAGUUUAGCUGAAAUCAGAGCAUAUUGAUCUCCUUCAUGAGAUGUUGUAAUGAAGAUUUUGAUCAAUUUUUGUACUAAUCUUCUUGUUCUGUAGUUAAUCUUUUAGUUAAGCUUGUAGUCA
This is a messenger RNA of Beta vulgaris subsp. vulgaris (sugar beet), 2833 nucleotides long. Its product is annotated as BEL1-like homeodomain protein 11. The transcript has 5 exons. The coding region runs from base 1273 to 2622 and encodes 449 amino acids. The record is from RefSeq and is a predicted model, not a curated record. Gene Ontology annotation, molecular function: RNA polymerase II cis-regulatory region sequence-specific DNA binding; DNA-binding transcription factor activity, RNA polymerase II-specific. Lineage: Eukaryota; Viridiplantae; Streptophyta; Magnoliopsida; Caryophyllales; Amaranthaceae. Gene Ontology annotation, biological process: regulation of transcription by RNA polymerase II.